Molecule: messenger RNA, 2046 nt
Organism: Protomyces lactucae-debilis
Lineage: Eukaryota; Fungi; Ascomycota; Taphrinomycetes; Taphrinales; Protomycetaceae
Product: transcription factor TFIID complex subunit Taf5
Exons: 2
Coding region: 88-2046 (652 amino acids)
Biological process (GO): transcription initiation at RNA polymerase II promoter
Cellular component (GO): transcription factor TFIID complex
Molecular function (GO): protein binding; RNA polymerase II general transcription initiation factor activity
Source: RefSeq, a predicted model, not a curated record
CAUCGACACCACGCGCCCGCAACUCAGCCAUCGCAUCGCAGACGCCAAGCGUAGCAGAAGGUCUAGACGUCCUGGAAGACUACUGCGAUGAGUCGCCCUGCUGCUCAGAGUCAGGCAGCUCCGGGGAAUAUUGACGAGCUCAAUAAGAUCGUCAUCGACUAUCUCAACAAGAAGGGAUACACGCGCACAGAGGCUGUCUUACGUCUCGAGGCGAAUCGUACGACGGGCGCCUGGCUUGAUGGAACGCCACAGGCGUAUGACCAUGCGUAUAAAAUGCUCGCUUCCUGGACUGAAGCCUCGCUUGAUAUUUACAAGCCAGAACUGCGCAAGCUGCUCUUCCCAAUCUUUGUGCACUCCUUCCUGGAUCUUGUACAAAAGGGCCAUGCACAAGCUGCGAGACAGUAUUUUGAAGAAGCAAAAGGUGAUCAUCUCGCAAACCAUGGCUACGACGUACGCCAGAUGCAAGCGGUCGUACUGCCCACGCACGUUGAAGAAAAUGAGCUCGCAAAGCUGUACAGAAAUCACAAGUAUCGUGUCUCGCUCUCAAAGACUUCCUUUGACUUGAUGCUGAAUUUCAUGUUUGAGAACGAAGCAGAGGGCGGUGCCAUCAUCAUGCGUCUUGUCAACCAGUACAUCGAAGUACAGGCCAUGUCUGGGCGCCCAGGUCAAGUUCCACAGCAAGCAGAGGGCAUCAAGGGCCACAAUAGCCAGCAAAUUGAUGACUUCAAUCAACAAGCCCUCAAGUUAGGGGCAAUGCCAAUGGAUAAAGACAUGGCCAUGGACGUUGAGCUCGAGUUGGCUGAUGAAGAUGCACAACUUGCUGCUUCAGCGCAACAAAGCCACAUUGCUCCAUCAGAGCCGACUACAUUGCAACAGGAUUUUCAAAAGAUGCUCAAGGACGAAGCAGAAGGCGAACAGCCGGCGGCCGAUGCCAUUCCAUUUCCACCAUACAAGGCCAUUGAUAUUGCUACUGAAGUUGAAAACAUCAAAGACGCUCGAAAACGCAUAGCACUCGGCUCCGCCCCAGCGUCUCUGCCAAGCGUUUGCAUGUAUACCUUUCACAACACCCACGACAAUUUGCAUUGUGCAGAGAUCUCUCCAGAUUCUAGCAUGAUUGGAUGUGGAUUCGGAGAGUCGUACGUCAAAGUCUGGGCGAUCAAGGAGAAAUCACGGGGCGUCGAGGUCCCGCGAACCACCAAGCGUAUGAUAGGACAUUCGGGCCCUGUCUAUGGUGUUGCCUUCAGUCCUGAUAAUCGAUUCUUGCUGUCUUGCUCUGAGGACAAGUCAGCCAGACUGUGGUCACUAGACACACAGACCAGUCUUGUUGCGUACAAGGGCCAUAACCAACCAGUCUGGGAUGUUGCGUUCAGCCCGUUCGGUCAUUACUUUGCCACCGCAAGUCACGACAUGACAGCGAGACUAUGGAGCUGCGACCACAUCUAUCCACUCCGCAUUUUUGCCGGUCAUUUGAGCGAUGUCGAUUGUGUUUCAUUCCACCCAAACAGCACAUACGUCUUGACUGGUUCAAGCGACAAAACAUGCCGGCUGUGGGAUAUCGCUCGAGGUCAUUCAGUCAGAGUCUUUGCCGGGCACACAGCACCCAUCACUGCCUGCACCAUUAGUCCCAAUGGACGCAUGAUUGCUUCCGGUGGCGAAGACGGCGUCAUUGAGCUUUGGGAUAUCGCUUCGGGCCGGCGUAUGAAGACCAUGAAGGGACACGGAAAAUCUCCCAUCUACUCGCUGUCCUUUUCGCAGGAAAACAGCGUCCUUGUCAGUGGUGGUGCAGAUGCCACGGUACGCUGCUGGGAUGUGAAGAAGCCAAACAAUGACUCGAGUGAGACUGGCACUCCGCUCUCACAGCUUCAGGACGGCGCAGGCACGCUCAACACAAGUGCUGCGCCAGCUGCAGCCACAAAGGAAAGGAAGGAGUUGUUGCAGACCUCAGACCACAUGCUGUCCCUCGGGACCAAGCAAACACCUGUUUACAAGGUGCAUUUCACAAAGCGUAAUCUUUGCCUCGCUGUGAGUGCGAGCGGGACUAUAUAG